GAGCGCUAACCACCCACAGAGGACCUCUGUGGGAAGUGGUCUCUCCUGAGCCUUGCCAGCCUCUUUUUACAGAUCCUGCAAAAAAGAGGACACAAUGCUUCCAAGAAGGACCCUGAAAUACUGCCUUUCGCUGCUGCUUUUGACCAUCCUGCCUUCCCGAUCUGCGCUGGAGGUCACCAAUGUGGCCCUCACUGGAGAAGCUUUACAAUCCAGCACCUACAACCCACUAGGAGGAGCUAUGAAUGCCAUUGAUGGGUCUUUAGUAGGUGUAUAUACAGAGGGAUCCUGCACCCACACAGAUUAUGAAAGUAAUCCAUGGUGGACGGUAGACUUGCAGGCACAGUAUCAAGUACUCCGUGUCAGCGUCACCAAUCGGCAAGACUGUUGUGCUGAGCGUCUUAAUGGGGCUGAAAUCCUAGUUGGGAACUCCACAGAGAGAGGAGGCACAACAAACCCUAGAUGUGCUACAAUAGGUUCUUUGGAUGCUGGGGAAACACGCAGUUUUUACUGCGAAGCGUCAAAAGGGCAGUUUGUUACAAUUACCCUACCAAGGGGCGGAUACCUCACGCUUUGUGAAGUCCAGGUGUUUGGUCAGAAGAUAGAUUCCAGUGCUGACCAUGAGCCAGAGAAGAACAAGCCACUCACACCAGGAGAACAAGUUAAUACUGUCCCCAAUGUGGCUCUUGAAGGGAAAGCAUUUCAGUCCAGUAUCUACAAUGCACUUGGAAACCCUGAGAAUGCCAUUGAUGGGUCUAUAAUUAGUGACUAUAUGCGUGGCCACUGCACGCACACAGAACUAGAAUUUAAUCCAUGGUGGACAGUGGAUUUGGCAGAAGAGUUUCGUGUGUCCAGGGUUAGCAUCACCAAUCGAGGAGACUGCUGUGCAAGGCGGAUAAAUGGGGCUGAAAUCCGAAUUGGAAGCUCGCCAGUAAAAGGAGGAAUCACAAAUCCAUGGUGUGCAACAAUCAGGUCAUUAGCCCCAGGGGAAACAGCCAUUUUUGACUGUGGAGAAAUGCAAGGACGUUAUGUGACUAUCACCAUCCCAGGCAUUCGUAUUCUCUCACUGUGUGAAGUUCAAGUGUUUGGUGAAAAGCUACCUUCCUCGGUUUCUUCACCAAUUGAACAAUGGGAAAAGCCAAGAGAACCCAAACAGCCAUGGGAAGAAGCUAAAGAGAAGUGGCAACCCUACACAACAGUCUACAAUGCAGCUCUUGAAGGAAAGGCAUUUCAGUCCAGUAUCUUCAAUGAUCUGGGAUCUGCUGAGCAUGCUAAUGAUGGCUCUACGUCUGCUGACUAUUUGCGUGGACACUGCACUCACACCCAACAAGAAGCUAAUCCGUGGUGGACAGUGGACCUUAGGGAAAGAUUUGAUGUGUCCAGUGUAGUGAUCACCAAUCGAGGGGACUGUUGUGCGGAAAGGAUAAAUGGUGCUGAAAUUCGAGUUGGGGACUCGGAUGAGGAAGGAGGCAUCAGAAAUCCCAGGUGUGCCACCAUCACUUCAUUGGGUUUGGGAGAAACAAAAAAAUAUGACUGUGAAGGAAAGAUGGGACGGUAUGUGACUAUUACCAUUCCAGGUGAAGCCAAAUAUCUCACCCUCUGUGAAGUUCAAGUUUUUGGUCACAGGAGAGCUCCCACAGUUCCCAAUGUGGCCCUCGAAGGUGAGGCAUCCCAGUCCAGUACCUACAACCGACUAGGAGUUGCAAAGAAUGCCAUUGAUGGGUCCACCUCCACUAAUUUUAUGCGUAGAUCAUGCACUCACACGGAUAGAGAGCCGAAUCCAUGGUGGGCAGUGGACUUGAAGGGAGAAUAUGAUGUGUCUAGCAUAAGCAUCACCAAUCGAGAAGACUGUUGUGCAGACCGGCUGGAUGGGGCUGAAAUCCGCAUUGGCAACUCCUAUGAGAAUGGAGGUUCUGCAAAUCCCAGGUGUGCCACUAUCACCUCACUAGGUGCUGGAGAAACCCGCAAUUACAAUUGUGGAGGAUUCAAAGGGCAGUACGUGACACUGACCAUCCCAGGCACUCAGUAUCUCACCCUGUGUGAAGUCCAAGUGUUUGGUGUGAAGGUGGAUUCAUCUGGACAUCCAGACAUCCCAUCUGAAAAGGAAGAAGCAUAAUUGAAAUUCUGAGGGACAGUGGACCGGCCCCCUGCUGAAAAAGUUUGGUGACACCUGGUCUAGAAGAACCUGCACCCAGAGGGAUGUCAACUCCUUCCAUGACUGCUAAGCCCACCUGCUGUUCAUGUAUAUGUCAAAAUCCCAAAUAAACAGUAGAACUUGCAACUC
Messenger RNA from Lacerta agilis (Sand lizard), 2281 nucleotides. RefSeq lists its product as uncharacterized. The record is from RefSeq and is a predicted model, not a curated record. The transcript is spliced from 13 exons. NCBI's taxonomy places the organism in Eukaryota, Metazoa, Chordata, Lepidosauria, Squamata, Lacertidae. Bases 95 to 2113 code for a protein of 672 amino acids.